AACUGUCAAUUAUCUGCCAUUAAAGGAAUAGUUCAGGUUUUCUUAGAAGUAUGGUUGUAUUCAUGUAUUGACACAUUAUCAACACUGAUAACAUGGCUGCCAGCAAAGACACAUUUAGCCAAUCAACACCUAAUGAAAUCUGUGACAUAUUUCCUUUGGCGUCUCCCAGUGGUGACAUGUGGUUAUAACACAUAUCACAAAAUAAUGUCACCAGUCGCCACUGUUUUCUGAUGCUUUUCCUCACCGUUCUCAGUCUUAUCUGUUCUGUCCAAUAUCUUUUGUUUAUUUUAGCCGAGUUUGUCUGAGAAUGGCUUCACAUAGUAGGGACAGAGUGGCGUCUUUCUUGAUCACAAGUGCUGACCCUUUUGGGUUCCAGACUCUCCACAGGCCCUGGAAUAAAGGAAAUCCGAUGGAAUCAGCCAAGAGGCGACUCUGUGCCGCUUUUGAGUUUUUCACCAAGCUUGGUGUUAAAUAUUACACAUUUCAUGACAGGGACAUGGCUCCGGAGGGCUCCACACUGAAGGAAUCCAACAUGAAUCUGGAUGAAAUAACUGACCUGGCUCUUCAGCUGCAGAAGCAGACUGGAGUCAAAGUGCUCUGGGUCACCUGUAACCUCUUUGCCCACCCAAGGUACAUGAACGGUGCUGCCACAAAUCCCGACUGUCACGUUCUGGCCUACGCUGGCGCCCAGCUCAAAAAGGGACUUGAUAUCGCCAAGAAGCUGGGUGCCGAAAACUUUGUGUUUUGGGGAGGAAGGGAAGGUUUCCUGUCCAUGCACAACACUGAUGUCUCUGCUGAACUCAAGCACAUGGCCAACUUCUUCAAAAUGGCUGUCAAGUAUAAAGAGAAAAUCGGAUUAAAGUGCCAGUUUCUAAUUGAGCCAAAGCCCAAGGAGCCAUGCCGACAUCAGUAUGAUUAUGAUGCUAUGAGCGUCAUAGGAUUCCUGAAGCAUUUUGGUCUGGAGAAUCACUUUAAGUUGAAUAUUGAGCCCAACCACACCACGCUGGCAGGACACUCCUAUGAACAUGACGUCGUCAUGGCGUCUGUGUUUGGCAUGCUGGGUUCAGUUGAUGCAAACACUGGCUCUCCUGACCUGGGCUGGGACACAGAUCAGUUCCCCAUGGACAUCAGGAACACUACCAUGGUCAUGAAGACUGUCAUUGAACAAGGCGGUCUGCAGCCAGGAGGCUUGAACUUUGAUGCUAAGGUGCGCAGAGAGUCCACAGACCUGGAGGACCUGUUCAUAGCUCACAUCGGAGCCAUGGACACGUUUGCAAGAGGCCUCAGGAAUGCUGUACGCAUCAUAGAGGACGGGAUAAUCACUGAUAAGCUGAAGGAGCGAUACUCCAGCUUCAGUCAUGGUCUUGGACAGAAAGUGGAGGACGGCUCUGCCACCUUAGAGGACAUGGAGGACUACAUCCAGCAGAAUGGUGAACCAAACGUCACAUCGGGGAAGCAAGAAAAAUAUGAAUCCAUCUUUAAUCACUACAUAUAACUAAAAAGUUUCUUAAUAAACUAUUGAUGUCACUCACA
Messenger RNA from Solea senegalensis (Senegalese sole), 1533 nucleotides. Its product is annotated as xylose isomerase-like. The transcript is spliced from 12 exons. Bases 308 to 1495 code for a protein of 395 amino acids. The record is from RefSeq and is a predicted model, not a curated record. Gene Ontology annotation, molecular function: xylose isomerase activity. NCBI's taxonomy places the organism in Eukaryota, Metazoa, Chordata, Actinopteri, Pleuronectiformes, Soleidae. Gene Ontology annotation, biological process: carbohydrate metabolic process.